Molecule: messenger RNA, 834 nt
Organism: Saccostrea cuccullata (small rock oyster)
Lineage: Eukaryota; Metazoa; Mollusca; Bivalvia; Ostreida; Ostreidae
Exons: 4
Coding region: 265-612 (115 amino acids)
Biological process (GO): transmembrane transport; water transport
Cellular component (GO): plasma membrane
Molecular function (GO): water channel activity
Source: RefSeq, a predicted model, not a curated record
GCUGAGGGAAACUCUUUUUUAGACAAAGUCGUUCGUCCAGUCCUAGCCGAGUUCAUCGGAACUACAUUGUUCGUGUUUACUGUGUGUUUAUUUCCUGCAAAAAAUACCAACUUAUCAGGUCUCCUACAGGGUUUUGCUUAUGUUUCCCUCAUUGCAGGACUGGGAAAAUUCAGUGGAGGGCAUUUUAACCCUGCCAUUACUGCUGCGGUGACUUUGUGUGGGGGUGUGCCUAUCCUUGUUGCAGUAUGUUAUAUCUUAGCUCAGAUGCUUGGAGGCCUGAUUGGGGCAUCCCUGGUUUUCGGUAUUUUAUCAGAAAGAGACUACAACUCAAGUGCUGGUGGGGCCACAGUACUGAGUAGUAGAACGGAGCCCGGCUGGGGAGUUGUGACUGAGGCCAUUCUGACCUUUAUGCUUAUUCUGACCGUAUUAAUGACAACAAUGGACGAAAAGAAACACAAACUGGCACCUUUGGCGAUUGGUUUUGCCGUCACUGUGGGAGUUAUGGCAGGAUUUCUUUUUGAAACAAGUGGCAGACAACGUAAAAACCCGUACUUGUGGAGCCAAAGUUCUACAAGUGAAAGACUCGAUGGUGGUGACCUGGUGUUAAAUUAGAAGUGUAUCGUUACAAAAUACAGAAAAAGCAAAAAGAAAUCCACAAACAAAAAUAAUGGAAUUUAAAGAUUUCCUAUUUAAAUGCACAACAAUUAGUUUCUGCUUUGUUUCAAUUGUAAUUACAUGUAUAUUAAAACCUUAGUAUUUUCCUUUACACGGAUUAUGUGAUUUAUUCUGCAAAAGCUGCUACAUUUAUUCCCGUACUAACAAUCAAAAAAAGAC